Molecule: messenger RNA, 599 nt
Organism: Drosophila elegans
Lineage: Eukaryota; Metazoa; Arthropoda; Insecta; Diptera; Drosophilidae
Product: E3 ubiquitin-protein ligase RFWD3
Exons: 1
Coding region: 39-542 (167 amino acids)
Biological process (GO): protein ubiquitination; interstrand cross-link repair
Cellular component (GO): nucleus
Molecular function (GO): ubiquitin protein ligase activity
Source: RefSeq, a predicted model, not a curated record
CACUCCAAACUGAUUAUCUGACGCAGCGAAUAUCAAAAAUGAACAAAAUGAAUGAACUAUUAAAAGAGUUGCAGAAACUGGAGAAUAGUCGCGAGCAAGUGCAUCUGGAGGAGCCCAGCAGCGCCAAUGAGACAAAGCGAUUAAUCGAACUAGAACUAAACAGAGCGCAGCAUUUCAGUAGCCAGCGUUCUUCCAUUCUGCUGAAUUUGCAGGAAGAAACUGACAACUUUGUGGCCAUAAGGCGUGAAGAGAUCCAGCAGGCUGAGCUGGAUUCCAUGGCACUGGCCGAUCUUUGCGGGCAAGUACGCCAAAUCAACCAGGAACUGGACAGGAUGUACGAGGUUAACGACUGCCCCAUCUGCCAAGAGUCCUGUGAAGUGGGUGGCAGUCAUUGUCUGGUGUCACUGCGAUGUGGCCACCUUUUUGGCAGGAACUGCAUCCGAACUGCCCUCCGGAAAUCAAAACAGUGCCCCAUUUGUUUGCGCGGAGCACGUCAUUCCCAUAUGCGCCGGAUCUACGGCUUGACACAUUUUCCCUUUUAAACUACCAUAAAUUAUGUAUUUUUAUUUAAAAUUGUUACAGAACAUUUAAAAACCAAA